Molecule: messenger RNA, 787 nt
Organism: Priapulus caudatus
Lineage: Eukaryota; Metazoa; Priapulida; Priapulimorpha; Priapulimorphida; Priapulidae
Product: vitellogenin-1-like
Exons: 5
Biological process (GO): lipid transport
Molecular function (GO): lipid carrier activity
Source: RefSeq, a predicted model, not a curated record
UUAUCUUCCCGCAGCGAAACUCGAAGCUGGAAUCACCAACGAGAUGUACAGGAUUGGCAGUCUUGACAGUGUCAUCCCACGUGCCAUCAACACCAAGUACUCUCUGAACUUGAAAGGACGCAAGAUCGAAAUUCUCGAAGCCGGAAUCCGUCUGGAGGGAGUGCAGUCGCUUGUCGACAAGAUCUUCGGAUACAGGGGAUCCUUCGACAACAGGAACGCCGCCGAGGUCGAUCAGCUCACCAGGAGGAUGAACAUCGUUAACCGGGAGAGUGACGAGCCAAGCAUCUACGCAAACCUGAAGGUCUUCGGCAGAGAGAUCACCUUCGUAGACCUGUACGGAGCCGACAUCGUCCGCGGAAUCAUGAACGAAGGCAUGGUCAGCCUGCCCAACAUUGAGAGGAAGCUGCGCGAGGGAUACGAUCUCACAUUCACCAAGAUUCAGCCACUCGUCAUGGCUCGCACCAUCGUGCCGACACACGCCGGUCUGCCCUUGCAGCUGCACCUGUGUGGAGUCAAGGUCAUCACCAACAAGGGCGUCGUGAGGGGUUCCUUCGAGCCGGCUCUGUACCAGACCCAGCGCCUCAACAUUCCAAACUCUCUGACACUGACCGCGGACAUCGUCCCAAGGGUCAUCGUUGACAUCGUCGGAAACAUGACAGUCAAGCUGGCCACCUUCAGCGCAGGCGCUGGCAUCACCGCUCAGCUCGCUGUUGAGAAACCGAUCCGUGGCAGCGUUAACAUCGACAUCGCCACCAAGCAGCUGACAGUCGAUAUGGAGCCCGUCGAG